Molecule: messenger RNA, 1624 nt
Organism: Galeopterus variegatus (Sunda flying lemur)
Lineage: Eukaryota; Metazoa; Chordata; Mammalia; Dermoptera; Cynocephalidae
Gene: RRP1
Product: ribosomal RNA processing 1
Exons: 13
Coding region: 73-1278 (401 amino acids)
Biological process (GO): rRNA processing
Cellular component (GO): nucleus; preribosome, small subunit precursor; preribosome, large subunit precursor
Source: RefSeq, a predicted model, not a curated record
AGGACCCAGUGUACCGCAGGUGGUUUCACUCAUGAUGAGCUGCUGAAGGUAUGGAAAGGACUGUUUUAUUGUAUGUGGAUGCAGGACAAGCCGCUCCUGCAGGAAGAACUAGGAAGGACUAUUUCCCAGCUCAUCCAUGCUUUUCAGACCACAGAGACACAGCACCUGUUCCUUCAGACAUUCUGGCAGACCAUGAACCGUGAGUGGCCGGGCAUAGACAGACUGCGCCUGGACAAGUACUACAUGCUCAUGCGGAUGGUGCUGAACGAGUCCUUGAAGGCCGUGAGAAUGCAGGGCUGGGAAGAAAGACAGGUCAAGCAGCUGCUGGAGCUGCUGACGACCGAGAUCCUGCACCCCAACAGCCAGGCCCCCAAUGGGGUGAAGAGCCACUUCCUUGAGAUCUUCCUGGAGGAGCUGAGCAAAGUGGGCGCCCAGGAGCUUACGGCAGAACAGAACCUCAGGUUUAUCGACCCCUUCUGCAGAAUUGCUGCCCGGACUAAGGAUCCCCUGGUUUUGCAUAACAUCACUCGAGGCAUCUUUGAGAAGAUUGUGGAGCAGGCCCCGUUUGCCAUUGAAGACCUCAUGAAUGAAGUGGACACGCAAGAGGAGGAGGAGGAGGUGUCGGAGGGUGAUGAUGACUCGUCAGGGAGUGGUGAGCGUGGGCAAGGCCUACCGUCCAGCAAGUGGUCCAAGAAGCCGCCUGCAGGCUCUAUCCGCAGGACUGCACCUGAGAGGGAUGAGGCGCAGGCGGACGACGAUGGGGAUGGCGCAGGGCCUGUGCUGCAGUUUGACUAUGAGGCAGUUGGAAACAGACUGUUUGAAAUGGCUAGCCGGCAGAACACCCCUUCUCAGAACCGGAAGCGUCUCUACAAGGUGAUCCGCAAGUUGCAGAACCUGGCAGAAGGCAUCUUCCCUGAGGAUGACAUUCCUGAAGAAGCCUACGGGAGUCUGCAUGGAGGGCGGCCGGAGAGGAGGAUGAAGAAGCGUUUGUCUAAGUCGCGGUUGCAGAAGAAAGGGAAGAUUGACGAGGAUGCAAGUCCUGACCCAAGCUCAGAAACCAAAAGGAAGAGGAGCCGGAGGAGGGGUGCAGGGGCAGUCCCCGCAGUGCAGCUGGGCAGAGUGGAGGGUGUCCCACCCCAAGGGCAGCCCAGGGGCUGCGGCCAGAGAGCAGCUCGCAAGAGGAGGAGGAAGCCUCGGCAGCCAGCUGGUGCCAGGGCAAAGGUGGCCGAUGUCCAGGAGUCAGAGAAGAAGAAGUGGUCCCUGGAGGGCAGGAAGUGACGCGGCCAGUCGGGCCAGGCAAGGAGCAAGGGCUGCUGCUGGCUGCUCCUUGUCUGCACCGAGUCAAACAAGGGACAGGAUCAUCGGGCGUGCCCCCACUAGACUGAACGUUGACGGCUCCUUAACCCACUGCGUCAGGAAAGAGCUGAGGGACAGAGAGGGUGGACUUUCCCUUAGUGCCAGCGUCCUAGAGAACACUCCUUCCCCACAGCUACCACCUGCAGCUGUGAUGACCUUGGGUCAGAAAAUCCACCUUAGGAGACUUAGAACUCUACCUGCCCCAAGGACAGUCACCUAUGCCAUGGGGCAUCCAUCAAAUAAAAUUCUGUGAGUCCUUCCAAAAGAA